UAGGGAGGCCCCCUCUUGUUCUUUCCUCCAUCGCCAAGCUUAAACACUUUUUAUUAAUAUAUAUCUAUCUCUGCUCAUUUCCUGUGCAUGAAAAUCUCCCAGCCGGCCUCUGAUUCUCUCUCACGCCACGCCGGCCCCCCCUCCUUUCUUCUUCUUCAACCGCCAUAUAUGACUCCUCAUUUUCUUCACGGCCACAAUUACUAGUACUAGUACUACUACUAAUUCUCCCAAAAUCCCCACUCCCAAUUCACUCACUCACUCACUCACGUAAAACAAACGCAAUGCUAGAUCUCAACCUCAACUUCUACACUCCCGAAAUGGAGACCUCCGCCGCGAGCAGCUUCAACGACUCCUCCAACGACUCCUCCUCCUCCGCCACCCUCAACUUCCUCGACCUCCAAAACGACGUCGCCGCCCCCCCUUACGACGACGCCGAUCAUCAUGACUACUUCGACGGCCGCACCAUCCAGCUCUUCCCUCCUCAACCCCAGCCGCCCCUACGGUCCUCGACGACCAAGCAGUGGCUGGGGCUCUCCUCCGGCGGAGCACCGCAGCGUUACUCUGCUCCUCCUCCUCCUCCGCCGCUCGCGGAGCAGAGGAUCGUGCCUCUCCCGGAGAAGGUCAAGAAGAGCCGCCGGGGACCGAGGUCCCGGAGCUCGCAGUAUCGCGGCGUCACGUUUUAUCGGAGGACCGGGAGAUGGGAAUCGCAUAUUUGGGAUAAUGGGAAGCAGGUGUACUUGGGUGGAUUUGACACUGCGCAUUCUGCAGCUAGGGCUUAUGAUCGAGCUGCGAUAAAGUUCCGUGGAACUGAGGCUGAUAUUAAUUUCAACGUUAGUGAUUAUGAUGAGGAUAUUAAGCAGAUGAGUAAAUUUACAAAGGAAGAGUUUGUGCAUAUCCUGCGUCGCCAGAGCACCGGAUUCGCCAGAGGAAGCUCGAAAUACAGGGGAGUCACGCUGCACAAAUGUGGCCGCUGGGAAGCUCGUAUGGGCCAGUUGCUGGGCAAGAAGUAUAUAUACCUUGGCCUAUUUGAUAGCGAGAUUGAAGCUGCAAGAGCAUAUGACCAGGCUGCCAUCAAAUGCCAUGGAAGGGAAGCGGUCACCAACUUUAAUCCAAGCUUAUAUGAUGGGGAGAUAAUGGCUGAGGCCAACAAUGCAGGCAUCGAUGAUAGUCUUGAUCUAAACUUGGGAAUUGCUCCCCCCUUGGCUUCUGACUGUCCGAAUGAGAACAUCAACUUGAGCAGCUUUCCUUUUCAGCUAGGCUGCAAUGACAAUCCUGUUAACAUGACAGCAAGGAAUGAGAAUUCUGUUCCAGGACUUCCAGCAACUAUGAGGACUCAACUGCCUCAUGGCUCAAUGGUGGCAUCUACAGAGCCUCCUCUAAUGAACAGCAUGAACUCCAACUUCUUUCCCAUCCAUAUGGAAAGAGCAAUGGAGAAGAGUAUGGAUGCUAACUCCUUCCCUAACUGGGCAUGGCAAAUGCAAGUCCUUAAUGAUGGAGCAACUCCAGUGCCACUCUUCUCUGCGGCAGCAUCAUCAGGAUUCCCUUCUUCAACAACAGAAUCAUCAGCUCCGAUCCCUCCACUUCAUUUUCCCAACACAUCAUUUCUCCAGCGCCACUUUUCACCAUCGUUCACCAACAAAACACCCCAUUUCUAUUGCAGGAGCUGAAGAAACCAGUACCAGGUAGGAUUUAACCACGGUAAUACUUUUACAGGAUGUCGACUCCCUGGGUAGAGGAUUAAUGAAAUUUAUUCUCUCAUGAUGUAAAGCUUAUGAAAACUUUGAGGCAACUUAAGCUAAUGGUAUGGGAGAACUUCAUGUAGUUUUUGCCUUGUUUGAGGUGCUGAAGCGCUGAGCUUCCAUGGUAGUUUGGAGCCCUAUUUCUGAUUCCCGGAUUGGCU
Molecule: messenger RNA, 1900 nt
Organism: Rosa chinensis
Lineage: Eukaryota; Viridiplantae; Streptophyta; Magnoliopsida; Rosales; Rosaceae
Product: APETALA2-like protein 1
Exons: 10
Coding region: 282-1667 (461 amino acids)
Biological process (GO): regulation of DNA-templated transcription
Molecular function (GO): DNA binding; DNA-binding transcription factor activity
Source: RefSeq, a predicted model, not a curated record